AUGAGGUCGAUAGUUCGAAGCCAAACACGCUCGUCUAGCAUGCCCUCGAGAUCUUACCCUCUUACAAUAACCCCUGAAUUCGACUUACAUUUGCAUACACUAAACUCCGAAAACGAACCCACCUCUUCUUCUUCUUCUUCUUCAUCUCUAUCCUCAAUCGCCAAAAAACUGCACAAUCUCGAAAGUUUAUACGAUUGUGUCGAUAAUUUACUCCUUUUACCUCACACAAACCAAAUCUUCACCCGAGAAAGCCGCGAAAAAUGGGUCGACGAAAUCUUGGAUGGAUAUCUCGGCCUAGUGGACACAUGUGCCACGGCUAAAGAUUUCCUCACCCAAUCGAAAGAACACAUUUCGAACCUCCUUUCAGUCCUCAGGCGAAAGCGCGGCUCAGAAGAUCUUUCCGAGUUCAUCACCUCAAGAAAGACGAUCAAGAAGCAAAUACAAAAAUCGUUGACAAGUAUCGGUAGCUAUAAAAAGAACUCCUCUGUUUUAAAAACAGGGGACAAAGAUCAAGAAAUCAUUGCAAUAAUUCGCACGUUUAAGGAGAUCGAGCGAACGACAUUUGAGUUGUUCGAGGCAUUACUUUCAAGUGUUUCGGGAGAAACGAGCGAUUCAAAGCCAAGUAAAUGGUCACUAGUUUCGAAGCUUAUUGGGUCGAGAAAAAUUUCGUGCCACGAGCAUAAGAGCUCGAUGCUCGAGUUCGGAGAUUUGGAUGCUUCAUUGAGUAAAGGCUCGAAAAUCGAGGAUUCGCAGCAGCAGUUGAGGGAGAUGGAGUUGGCUAUUAUUGUGCUUGAGGAAAAAUUGGAGUGUUUGUUCAAACAUUUGAUUAAAUCAAGAGUUACACUGCUCAACAUGCAGAGCCAGUUGUAG
Molecule: messenger RNA, 870 nt
Organism: Striga asiatica
Lineage: Eukaryota; Viridiplantae; Streptophyta; Magnoliopsida; Lamiales; Orobanchaceae
Source: the annotation of a GenBank genome assembly